Molecule: messenger RNA, 8122 nt
Organism: Oxyura jamaicensis (ruddy duck)
Lineage: Eukaryota; Metazoa; Chordata; Aves; Anseriformes; Anatidae
Gene: PER2
Product: period circadian regulator 2
Exons: 23
Coding region: 2230-5838 (1202 amino acids)
Biological process (GO): circadian regulation of gene expression; entrainment of circadian clock by photoperiod; negative regulation of transcription by RNA polymerase II
Cellular component (GO): nucleus; cytoplasm
Molecular function (GO): transcription corepressor binding; transcription cis-regulatory region binding
Source: RefSeq, a predicted model, not a curated record
CUGAUGAAAAUGGGAAAGAUUCAGCAAUGCUCAUGGAGUCUUCAGACUGUCAUAAAAGUUCAAGCUCAAAUGCAUUUAGUCUGAUGAUCGCAAACUCUGAACACAAUCAGUCUAGCAGCGGAUGCAGGAUUCAAGCUUCAAGUCUGUAAGGACAGACCAACAUCAGCUGCAGGAAUACCUCUAUAUGAACUCUGCUUCUGACCCUGAUAGCCUUGAGAAACCUGAUGGCAUUGAAGGCUCAAAUUUGGACACUUCUGAGUGCCCUACUGUACUUGCUUAUUUUUUUUAAUGAAGUCAGCCUCUGAUCAGGACACCAGAACCUGAUCCUAGGCAGAUCAAGGAAUUUCUAGCUCUAGCAUGCUGAUGUUAAGAUCCCUAUCUACAUGUACCUGCCUGAAAGUGUUUCUACCUGAUGCAGAUCCUAAAGAAGUGGUAAAUUAAAAUCACACCUUUGCACCAUUUGGUGCAUGAUGAACAUACUGUCUGCCUUGCAGACACCAGAAGAGCUUGUUCCCUGCUGUAUCUUCAAGUGGAAAUUGUUCUGGAGUUCACUUUUUGCUCAAUAUCAAGGACAGAGUGAACCAAAAGCAUUUCUUAAUCAUCCUUUCCCACUGACUCAGUUUUCUUUACUGCAGGAUGUUGGAGGGCUACUUAUCUCAGUUUGAUAACCUUUUUUUUAAACCUUUAUUAAUAGCUCCCUGCUCAGAAAUAAAUGUGAAUCCAGAUUGUACAGUAUUUCCCCAGCUGUCAGGCACAGUACUGUACAGAGCAGAAUUUGAUCAUCUUCUGGGAACGGGAGGCUCAUGACCUCAGUUGACUGAGGAUACCUAGAGAAUGGUCUUGAAAGGGAUGACUAAAUUAGGAUGAAAACUUUAGGGUUAGUCUUUGAUUCAAAGACUACUAGGCUUUGGAUUCAGUGUUGGCACCACUCAACUACCUUUUCCUGUCCACAUAAAGCAAAAUGGAAAGCUCUUAUUUUUGUGUAAUUCACUGAUUCUUUACCCUGCAAGCCAAGCCUUUUCUGUGGCUUUCUACUGUGCCUAAUCCUGUGUAUCUUCAGGAAAAAAAAAUAUAUAUAUAACUGAUUUUUUCCAAGGAGGCCAGUCUUCUGUAUUUGUGGCUACUAUAGGCUAACUUGGAAAAGUUUAUUUUCUUGCAAAAUAUUCUGACCACGUUGAUUGAAGCAUGCCCAAAAGCUACGAAAACCACACUAUGCUCUGUUAUUUUGCCUUCUUUCCCUUUCUCUUCCUCCCUGCUCCCAGUGUAGUGUUCUUCUGUUAACAAGACACUGAUUGCAUCAGUUGAAACUGUCAAGCCACACUGAUUUUAGUGUACAGGGUGAACGUGAGGUUUCCCAAGGGAGUACUAUGUUAUUUUCUCUUUUCCCUUGCCUUUAUUUCUCAAUAUAAAAUGGCCAAUGAUUCAGUGAAUGAUAUGUUUAUCAUAGUGAGUUAUGAUGUAAACAAGAACUAUGACUACAUAUUCUAGUACAAGCCAGCUUUGUUGCUUUCUAAGCAUUUUGGGUGAAAUAUACCCAACACCUGUCAGAUGAGUUGCUCUCCCUGAAGAACUUUUCAAAAUUCUCAGAAAAAUAUUCAGAAAUCCCCUUGAAAAAGUUACUUGGAGGCUGAAGCCACUUUAUUGAGCACUUCGUAUAGGGCAGCACAGUUGUCAAGGUCAUUGUUUCUGCAGGGGUCCUUAGGGUAACCUUGUGGAGAGUAACAGCCAAGAAAAUUGUGUAGUAAUACAAAAACUUCCUUUUGAUAGGAAAGAAUUGCUUUUUAGGAAGAUUGAAGGACAGGUCUCGAAUCCUCUAGAUUGUUGUGACUGAUUCACUGCUUCCUACCCACCUGACCCACCCAUCUUUUGUCAUCUUUCCUGUCCUUUCUCCCCCCUCCUUUUCCUUUUUGACUUUUGUCAGCAUUUUUAAUUGAUGAGGAGAUCAAGAACUGCAAAGGAAGGCAGUUUUCUGACAUUAGCACUGAUUAUCACUGUAGUUUGACCUUCUGCACUGAGACAAUACUUCUGAGCAUGCACUUAAGAAAUGUGAAUACAAUUUCUGUCUCCAGCUGCCUCCUGAUUCUUCACCUUUCAUAUUUAGUCAAGUUUCUUUAUCUUACUUAAUGUAUUGCCAUGCUUAACUGGAAUACAUUUUUUCCAACCAUUUCUCCAUUUGUUUUGUUAACUUGAUGCUCUCCCACUGCCAUUCCCUUUUCAGGGACCUUUCCUAUGAGAACCUGCUCGAACAGGAGUAGCGAGCAGUCCACUAAAGCCAAAACACAAAAGGAGUUGUUGAAAACUUUACAAGAGCUGAAAGCUCACCUUCCUUCUGAAAAGCGAAUUAAAGGCAAAUCUAGUAUCCUAACAACGUUGAAAUAUGCCCUUAAAAGCAUUAAGCAAGUUAAAGCCAAUGAGGAGUAUUACCAAUUGUUGAUGAUUAAUGAAUCCCAGCCUUCUGGACUCAACGUGUCAUCUUACACAGUGGAAGAAGUUGAAACUAUAACCUCAGAAUACAUCAUGAAAAAUGCAGAUAUGUUUGCUGUAGCUGUUUCUUUAAUUACUGGGAAAAUUGUCUACAUCUCUGAUCAAGCUGCUUCAAUUCUUCGCUGUAAGAGAAGUUAUUUUAAAAAUGCCAAAUUUGUGGAGUUCCUGGCACCUCAGGAUGUCAGUGUUUUCUAUACUUCUACUACCCCAUACAGAUUGCCAUCUUGGAAUAUUUGCAAUAGAGCUGAGUCUUCCACCCAGGAUUGCAUGGAAGAGAAAUCUUUUUUCUGUCGCAUCAGUGCAGGGAAGGAGCGUGAAAACGAGAUCUGCUAUCACCCGUUUCGGAUGACUCCUUACCUUAUCAAAGUACAAGAUCCGGAAGUAGCAGAAGACCAGCUUUGCUGUGUGUUGCUUGCAGAAAAAGUGCAUUCUGGUUACGAAGCACCCAGAAUUCCUCCUGACAAAAGAAUUUUUACAACUACACACACACCAACCUGUUUGUUCCAGGAUGUAGACGAGAGAGCGGUACCUCUAUUGGGAUACCUACCUCAGGACCUAAUAGGAACACCAGUCUUGGUGCAUCUUCACCCAAAUGACCGACCCUUAAUGCUAGCAAUUCACAAGAAAAUUCUUCAGUAUGGAGGACAGCCUUUUGACUAUUCACCAAUCAGGUUUUGCACAAGAAAUGGAGAUUAUAUAACCAUGGACACUAGCUGGUCCAGUUUCAUCAAUCCUUGGAGUCGAAAAGUGUCAUUUAUCAUUGGAAGACACAAAGUUAGGACGGGUCCCUUAAAUGAAGAUGUCUUUGCAGCUCCCAACUAUACAGAGGACAGAAUCCUUCACCCUAGUGUUCAGGAAAUCACAGAGCAAAUAUAUCGGCUGCUAUUGCAGCCUGUACACAACAGCGGAUCCAGUGGCUAUGGAAGUCUAGGCAGCAAUGGCUCACAUGAGCACUUAAUGAGUGUGGCAUCCUCCAGUGACAGCACAGGAAAUAAUAAUGAAGACACUCAAAAGGAUAAAACAAUUGGUCAAGAUGCCCGGAAGGUCAAAAAUAAAGGACAACGUAUUUUCACUGACAAUAAAACAAAACUGGAACAUAAGAGAGAGCCUUUUGCAGAAAAACAAAGUGGUCCUGGUGGUCAGGUGAAAGAUGCGAUAGGAAAGGAUACUACAGUCACAGCUGCUCCUAAGAAUGUGGCUACUGAAGAAUUGGCUUGGAAAGAACAACCUGUGUAUUCUUAUCAACAGAUCAGCUGUUUGGACAGUGUCAUCAGAUACUUGGAGAGUUGUAAUGUGCCUGGUACAGCAAAACGAAAAUGUGAACCUUCAAGUGUGAAUUCUGGUGUUCAUGAACAAAAAGCAGCUGUUAAUGCUAUACAACCCUUGGGAGGGCCUACUGUAUUGAAGGCAUCUGGCAAAUCAAGUAGUCCCCCAGUAGUUGGUGCUCACUUAACUUCUUUGGCUUUACCUGGCAAGCCUGAAAGCGUUGUAUCACUCACAAGUCAGUGCAGCUACAGUAGCACCAUUGUUCAUGUUGGAGACAAAAAAACACAACCUGAAUUAGAAAUGAUAGAAGAUGGUCCAAGUGGAGCAGAACUCUUAGAUAGCCAACUUAUUGCACCUCCAUCCAGCUCUGCGCAUGUAAAUCAGGAAAAGGAGUCAUUUAAAAAACUGGGACUUACAAAGGAAGUCCUUGCAGUGCAUACACAGAAAGAAGAGCAAAGCUUUUUGAAUAAGUUCAAAGAAGUAAAGAGAUUUAAUAUUUUUCAGUCCCACUGCAAUUACUACUUACAAGAUAAACCCAAAGGACGGCCUGCUGAACGUGGUGGCCGUGGACAAAGAAAUGGCACUUCUGGAAUGGAUCAGCCUUGGAAGAAAAGUGGAAAAAACAGGAAGUCAAAACGCAUUAAACCACAGGAAUCUUCAGACAGUACAACUUCUGGAACUAAAUUUCCCCAUCGGUUUCCUCUUCAAGGCUUAAAUACUACUGCUUGGUCACCAUCAGACACUUCACAAGCAAGCUAUUCAGCGAUGUCUUUCCCCACCGUUAUGCCUGCAUAUCCCCUUCCUGUUUUUCCAGCAGGAGGGACUGUGCCACCAGCUCCUGAGACUUCACUCUCUGGUUUUAAUCAGUUGCCAGACUCUGGAAAUACUUGCCCUAUGCAACCAUCCCAGUUCUCUGCCCCCCUCAUGACACCUGUCGUAGCUCUUGUGCUCCCCAACUACGUCUACCCAGAGAUGAACAGUAGCUUACCUCAAACGCUUUACCAUAGCCAAGCCAACUUUCCUACCCCAUCUCCUUUCUCUUCACAGACAGUAUUUCCAGCACAGACACCAUUCAGUACUCCCAGCCCUUUCCCGCAACAGGCGUUUUUCCCAACACAACCAUUCCAUUAUAAUGCACCAGCAGAAAGUGAAAAGGUUCCUGCCCCAGAGACAAGAAAUGAGCCAUCACGUUCGUGCACCCCACAGUCAGUGGGUGCUCAAGACCAGGCUUCACCACCUUUAUUCCAGUCAAGGUGUAGUUCUCCUCUGAAUCUUCUGCAAUUAGAGGAAACCACAAAAACUGUGGAAAGUGCUCCUGCGGGUUUGCAUGGAGCUUUAAAUGAGGAAGGAGCCGUAGGCAGCAAAAUCGUGACAGCUGAUGACUGCAGUGGAAAGGGAUCCCUACCCGCUGAAUCUCCAAUGGAUGCUCAAAAUAGUGAUGCACUCUCCAUGUCCAGUGUCCUGCUUGACAUUUUACUUCAAGAAGAUGCAUGUUCAGGCACUGGCUCAGCUUCGUCAGGGAGUGGAGUAUCUGCAGCUGCUGAAUCGCUAGGAUCUGGUUCUAAUGGCUGUGACAUGUCAGGGAGCAGAACAGGUAGUAGUGAAACUAGUCAUACCAGCAAAUACUUCGGGAGUAUUGACUCUUCAGAAAAUCAUCAUAAAACAAAAAUGAAGGCAGAAAUGGAAGAAAGUGAGCACUUCAUUAAGUAUGUCCUUCAGGAUCCUAUAUGGCUUUUGAUGGCAAACACAGAUGACACUGUUAUGAUGACUUACCAGAUACCUUCUCGAGAUUUGGAAACAGUUUUAAAAGAAGAUAAGCAGAAAUUAAAGCAAAUGCAGAAACUACAGCCAAAAUUUACAGAAGAACAGAAAAGAGAGCUCAUUGAAGUUCAUCCAUGGAUCCAACAAGGUGGACUGCCAAAAACUGUUGCUAAUUCUGAAUGUAUUUUUUGUGAGGACAAUAUACAGAGCAAUUUUUAUACAUCAUAUGAUGAAGAAAUCCACGAAAUGGACCUUAAUGAAAUGAUUGAAGACAGUGGGGAAAACAACUUGGUUUCUCUGAGUCAAGUCAGUGAAGAACAAACAUAGCCUUUGAGCCUGUUGCUUUUAAAGCUGCUUCAAAAUUAUGGUGAUGAUCCGUAAAAGUUUUAAUCUUGUUUCCAGCAAGAUGAAUCUGGUUCAUAAAACAAAUGUGUUUUUCUUGCUCUAAGAGUCAUUUGUGGAAGAAUCUCUUUUUAAAUGGUGGCAAUCUCUUCCCAGUAAGGACAUUGUUGAAGAUGGUAUAGCUUUUCUUUAAAAAAGAGACUCAUAUUUUGCACUUAUAUGCCUCGAGUAUUUCUUUAUAAACUAUAAAAGCUUUCAUUGAUGCCUACUGAGUGGGUCAAUGAGUACUGAAAACCCCUUUGCGAACAUACAGUUCUUCAGAUCUCCUUUGGGUAAUGAUUCAGCAUUAUGUAUUGUUCUAGGCAUUUUCCUUAGUGGCUCUUCAGCAUUGCUCUUAAUAUCUGAAGUGGUCCAGCAUAUUAGAAGAAAUAACCUUCCAGAAAAUCAGUUUACACUUUUCCUUCUCGUACCAGUUGAUUAAUCUUCUUUGUUUCCUGUAGUUCUGACUAUAGGAACGCUUUUUGUCUCAGAGGAAUAUUAAACUAAUUUUGUAAAGUGAUCUUUGGUUAAAAUAUUUACAUGGAUGUGUAAGAAAGUAUAGGUGAGUGCUGACUACUCUGUAGCCUUUUGUUAAAUGGACACUGAGAUCCUAUGAACUGAUUAUUAUCCUGAAGCAUCAUUUCUGAGAAUUUAUACAUGGGAAAUCUUUAAGCAUAAAGAUGUAAAAACUGAGACCACAUAGGUUAACUGCCUAUGCUCCUGUGAGUGUUAGACAAAACUUGGCAUAACUUUUACCUUUUCUUUUUGAUUUGUUCCAUCAGGAGAUUGGCCAUUGCUUUUUUUUUUCUGUUUGGGUAAACAAACAUGCGGCAAGGAAGGAUUAGACAUUUUCAUAAUUGGAAGAUAGUUCUUAUAAAAAGAUUGAGAAUACCAUUGACUUUAAUUAUAUUUGAAUUACAUAAUCUAAAACUUGGUGUGGCUGGAAUCCUUUGCUGUCAAGGAUUUAAUUUUAAUGCCUCUGAGAUUGUAUCAACUGGAAUAUAUGUGCUUUAUGUUCUUGCACUGUUUGUACAUGUUAGAUGUGGGAAGAGAACAAAAAGUAACUUAAUAUUGGUUAGUUAAAGGACAUUUAGUUGCACCACUGCUAGAUGUCAGCUUGUAGGUCUUGGAGGUGAAAAGUAUGGAGAAAUUCAUUAACUUUUGAUACGUUUGUCUUAAAAUAUUUUUCAUGGAAUGUGUUUCAUAUUUUUUGUUGUAAUUAGCAUAGCAUUUCACCAAAAUUUAAGGUUGCUUUCAUUCUAUAAAAAUAGUCCUCUUUGUAUGUAUAAGAAGUGGACGUGAAGGUUGAUCUGACAUCACCAAAAACAAGCAGAAGCAACUGGUAUUUGCUUAGUGGAAGAAAUGUGUAAAGGAAUUGGUUAUUAUUUGGACCGUGUCAUAAAGAAAUUUUCAAAGGAGGCAGGUUCUUCAGUUAGCAAAGUGUGAACUUGUGAAACAAGUAGAAUUACAACUUAAAGUAAGUAUCUUAAAUACAGUGUGAAACACUACUCAGUAUGAUUUGAUUCCUGUCUUUAAUAGUUCAGCAAGGUCAAACUACUAUUUGUAAAUAUAAACUGAAUGAGAAACUUUGAAAAAUGUUGUAGUUCAAGUCCAUUGUAUUAAAUGUUUUAAUCAUAAAUGGAACAGUGCAGCUAUACCAGCAUAUUACAUAUUCCUUUUUUUGUUACAAGUAAACACAAUUUUAAUUGGACCAGGGUUUGGGAAAAAUAAAAGCUUUAUAUAAAGGAGCACAUCAUAAUUAAAUUAUUUUCAGGGACUUCUCAACCACUUUGUGAACUUUGCUUUAGCAUGCUUUUUUUUCUGGUUGUGUUUUUUGUUGUUUUUUGUUACUUUUUUGUUCUCAUUUCUUUUUGUCAAUGACCAUCUUGUAACCAUAACUUAGUGAAAGGAAGAGAAAAGUAUAUUUAGAGCAUUUUGUGGAUGUGCUUACUUACGGACUUAAUCUUGCAUCCUUAAAGUGUUUGCAUUUACAGGGUGGUAUUAAAUAUUUUCCUGUAACUUUAAAUCUACAUGCCUCCAUUUAUAGAUAAGAUUCUGAAACUGUAAUUUUUCCAAACUGUUGUAAGAUGAUUUACUUGUGAUGACACUUUGUCAACAUGUCAACAAUGUUUUCUGUACACUGUGCAAUAUAUUUUGGUUUUGCCACUUGUGACUAAUUUUUAUGACUUUGCUUUUUAGAAAACUGGUAAAUAAAACAGAUAUAUUUUUA